Messenger RNA from Aspergillus calidoustus, 1626 nucleotides. The record is from the annotation of a GenBank genome assembly. Lineage: Eukaryota; Fungi; Ascomycota; Eurotiomycetes; Eurotiales; Aspergillaceae.
AUGGCGUCUGGAUCAACGUUGUUUCCUGUGCAGAUAUCGCGUCUCGACCUCGCGGGGAAGCUCUUCCGCCAGAACGAGGAGGGCUGGAAGCCCGUGCUGGAGCGCUUCGAACGGAACCUGCAGCAGAUUGCCUCCGAGGGCGACGAGGUUUCUUUGACGCGCCACCAGUCAAGAGGGCAGCUUUUGCCACGCGACCGCAUCGCCCUUUUGCUGGACCAUGACAGCCCGUUUCUCGAGCUGGGCGCGUUCGCUGGCUUUGGCAAUCCCGAUUCGACCCCGUCGGGGAAUCUGAUUGCGGGCAUCGGCAAUGUCAAUAGCCACCCGUGUAUGCUCAUGUCGCAUAUCCCGACACAGAGUGGAGGCGCGUGGAAUGAGAUGACAGUGCUUAAGGUCAACCGGAUUAUGGAGGUUGCCUUUGAGAACGAUCUCCCGCUGAUCUCACUGGUGCAAUCGGCCGGUGUCUUCCUCCCCCAGCAGUUCCGAGUCUUCCACAAGGGGGGCCAGUUGUUCCGCGAUCUCGCAGUCAGAACACAGCAUGGUAAGCCCUCCUGUGCCAUUGUCUUUGGCUCGUCGACCGCAGGUGGUGCGUACCACCCUGCGCUGUCAGACUACACCAUCUUUGUCGAGAACCAGGCACAGGCAUUUCUCGGAGGCCCGCCAUUGGUGAAGAUGGCCACAGGAGAGGUGAUCGAGGCAGAAGCUCUGGGAGGAGCCAGCGUUCAUGCCACGAUUACUGGCCUGGCAGACCAGCUCGCCUCAGACGAAUUCGAUGCAAUCAUAAAAGCCCGCGAAUGGGUUGCUUCAUUGGAUCUACGAGUAUCCCCACUGCAAGGCCGUGUGGAAUCCGUUGAACCUCUCUACCCAGCAGACGACAUCUUCCGCCUCGUCAAUCCGGAUAUCCGCAAGCCUCUCGAUAUGAGCGAAGUCCUCCUCCGUCUCGUGGACGGAUCUCGCCUGUCCGUGUUCAAGCCAAAGUACGGGCCGAAUAUGAUCACUGCACGAGCGCAUAUACUUGGAUUCCCGGUCGGAAUUGUCGCCAACCAGCUGUCAGUAAUCAACCCCAACGAGGCCGCCAAAGGAGCACAGUUUAUCCGCAUGUGUAACCAGCAAAACGUCCCCAUCAUUUUCCUGCACAAUGUCACCGGCUUCAUGGUCGGGGCCAAAGCCGAACACGCCGGAAUCAUCAAACUCGGCGCCCAAAUGGUGUCUGCCGUGAGCUGCUCAACGGUUCCACAUAUCUCCGUCAUCGUGGGAGCCUCAUACGGCGCGGGCAACUACGCCAUGUGCGGUCGAUCUUACAAGCCGCGCUUCAUCUUCACCUGGCCCAUUGGUCGCUGCAGUGUCAUGGGCCCGGACCAGCUCUCGGGAGUCAUGGAGCAGGUGCAGCGCGCGAGCGCAAAGUCCAAGGGGAAGAGCCUGUCGCCGGAGAAGCUAACGGCAUCCGUUGAGUCCUUCCGGCAGAGCGCGCAGAGGGACAGUGAAUGCUACGCGACCAGUGCUAUGCUUAUUGAUGAUGGGAUUAUCGAUCCACGGGACACGAGAGACGUGCUGGGGGUUUGUCUGGAAGUGGUCAAUUUGCAGGAGGUCAAGGGCACGGAUACGCACAAGCUCCUGGCUAGAAUCUAG